Messenger RNA from Penicillium macrosclerotiorum, 660 nucleotides. RefSeq lists its product as uncharacterized. The transcript is spliced from 2 exons. Bases 1 to 660 code for a protein of 219 amino acids. Lineage: Eukaryota; Fungi; Ascomycota; Eurotiomycetes; Eurotiales; Aspergillaceae. The record is from RefSeq and is a predicted model, not a curated record.
AUGGCAGUGGAAUUUAAUGACUAUGCAGACUUCGAAGAGCCCGACAUCGAUAUCAAGUCUGAUCCCAAACUUCUCAAUUCAGCCUGUGAAUUGAUGACCGCCCCCUUUACAUCCUUCAAAAAGAUUAACAGCUCACGAAAGACGUCUGCGAGGAGCGCAUCUCCCGGAAAUACCAUCUGCUCCAAUCUAGCGUAUCACCACCUUCGUAUCUUCGCCGAAGCAGACUACUUCGUAAUCGACGAGCUCCGCGACAUGGCUGAGGCGAACUUCCACAACGCCUUCCAGGAGCUCCUCUUCAGGGAGCUCAAAGCUGCGUCCGCGUGGGACCACACGCCCCGACUAAGCUUCGGCAUGGUCAUGCGCGAGCUCUAUUCACGGCGCGCCAACUACCGCAAGCUUAAAGAAAUAGCGCUGGAGCUAGUGAUGAACAAUCUACCCGAGCUCCGGCGGACAGUGUUGAAAUCACCCCUCGAGGGUUGCUUCUUUAUGGGGUCGCACCCGGAUUUCGCCGCCGAUCUGGCUUGGAUGCUUAUGGAAAAGGUGUUUCCGACGGAAUAUGGUGACCGUUUCUAUCCUUCUCUCCUGCCACAACAAUUUUCAUCAUGGGGGCGAUACGUGAGGGAGCAGAGAAUUGAGGACCAAGGAACCGUGCUGCGGUGA